GAGUGAACAAAAGUGACCCGAGAAAUUGUUGAAGUUGCGAAAAAAAGUUUGAUGUUUUAUAACAAUAAUAUUUAGAUGAUUUGGAUACAAAUUUUUUGUUUUUGUUUCGUCUCCCUACCUUAAUAAAUAUAUAAGCUUUAUCAACAUACAAAUAUCUAAAAAUUAUAUUUUUUUAAAAUGGAUUUUUCCAACAAUUCGAAAAAAAUCAGAGUAGAAAGUGCCAAUGAAUCGUCGUGGUGGACUUUACCCGAACCAGUUCUAAUUGAAAUUCUUUUAUAUUUACCACCAAAAGAUAUAAUUAAUGCAGGAUUCACUUGCCAACGUUGGUAUGAUAUAUCCAAUGAUAAUACAAUAUGGAAAAAAAAGUUUCAACAAAGACACAAAACGGAUCAUAGUAUUCGUAUCAAACCUGGUAGUGAUUCUUGGAAAAGCGAAUAUAAAAGGCUAGCCUGUAAUAUCCCUUUCGUAUUAUCACAGAAACUCAAAGGACAUACUCACCAAGUUCUUCAUGUUAGUUUUUCUCACAAUGGAAAGAUGUUUGCCACUUGCUCCAAGGAUGGAUAUGUCAUCAUAUGGAACUCGGAUCAUCCUUGUACUGAAAGACACUCGCAUAAUAUGAAACAGUUUAGCUGGAAGUAUACACAAUACUCACAAUUUAAUCAAAGCGAUACAUUAUUAAUGGUAUCAGGAGUUCAUUUUGGGCAGCCACAUAGCACUUCUGGGGAAAUUGCAGUUUUUACAGUUGAUGACAAAAAUGAAUCUACUCUAAGAUGUCGCGUUGUGAAUCGUCCAUACGAUGUAUUUGGCACAUGGUUUUGUGAUCAAUAUCUAAUAUCGGGUGAUUUACACUGGCUGGCUCAUUUAGUAAGUACCUCUGUUCUUUGGCUGAAUAAGGCGAGCCAAGAGGUUAGUUCCGAACAUGUUCCUGUGAUGAAUCAAUUAUAUAAAUUCUACAACCGAAAUGCUAGUUCUGUGCGAGCAGUUAUUAUGGCAAAGUGCCCUUGGUUGGAUGAAUCCAACGACCCCUUAGCACCUGAAAAAUCUGAAAAAUUAUUACCCUCCCCAAAUGAAGAUAUUUUACCAGAAACAUCUUUAUCAAGCAAAGCUCGUGGAAAUCCGCUUUCUAAUUCGAAUUUUCAAAGCAUGUCAAAGGAAUGUAUUGAUGAAGAUUUUUGUCUUCCAAAUAUUAAUGCGAAUUCAAAUAGCAACUAUAUCGAUAAAUCCGUUGAAACGAUUCAUUACUUAAAUGAAUACCAUGUAAAUUUUGCAGACAGUGACAUGGAAAAGGACGCAUCUGCAUCUUGUACAUCUGCUGAAGCAAAAAAACAAGAUAUCACCGAAGAGUAUGAUGAAAUGGAAAACUCUAUUCCAAGAUAUAUAAUUUUUUCUACGGGAUCCAAAACCUACACACCACAUCAAGUUGGAAUCAAACGAGUAAGAAAUAUUACAUUUCCUAAAAGAUUAGAUCCUGGCCCAUCUUUGAAGGAGCGCAUUGCCGCGAAAAAGAGAGCAAAAGAGGAGCAGCAAAAUCAGCCUAGAGUGGAACCUGAUUGGUGGAACUUUGAUGCUGUUGCUGAUCGCUUCGACAAAGUUGACAAAGUAAUUGACUUGCAUGGGCACAUUAUUGGCAUGGCUUUAAGUCCAGAUCACAGAUAUUUAUAUGUCAACACACGCCCAUGGCCAAGAGGUUACAUCAUAACAAAUGCUUUGGAUCCUCCUCCGAUUGCUCAAGAAAUUGAUAUACACGUUAUUGAUCUUAUGAGCCUUAAACUUGUAGGAAAUAUGCUUAAGUCACAUAAAGCUUAUACACCUGGAACAGAGUGUUUCUUUAUUUUUCUUGAUGUCUCUGACAAUUAUGUAGCAAGUGGCGCUGAAGACAUGCAUGCAUAUCUUUGGGAUCGUUAUUAUGGAAUAUGUUUGGCUAAAUAUAAACAUAAUGAUGUUGUUAACUGUGUUGCUUUCAACCCUCGUGAUUCAGAAAUGCUUGUAACUACAAGCGACGAUUAUUCAAUUAAAAUCUGGAGAUCAAAAGAAAGUGCUAAAAGUAUUGGUUUAGACUUGAAAACAUGUACAGAAGCUGUAGAGUUGCGUUCGAAGUCUUGAUUGUGAAACAAAAAAAAAAUAUUGUGUGCACAUAAUUUGUAUAAUAAUUUAAAGUUAAUUUUAGUAAAUGUUUAUUUCGUAUUAACAACUUAA
Molecule: messenger RNA, 2196 nt
Organism: Episyrphus balteatus (marmalade hoverfly)
Lineage: Eukaryota; Metazoa; Arthropoda; Insecta; Diptera; Syrphidae
Gene: Fbw5
Product: F-box/WD repeat-containing protein 5
Exons: 8
Coding region: 178-2103 (641 amino acids)
Biological process (GO): protein ubiquitination
Cellular component (GO): SCF ubiquitin ligase complex; Cul4-RING E3 ubiquitin ligase complex
Molecular function (GO): protein binding
Source: RefSeq, a predicted model, not a curated record